Rana temporaria (common frog) is the source of this 2099-nucleotide messenger RNA. It is a transcript of the gene SUSD4, whose product is annotated as sushi domain containing 4. Gene Ontology annotation, biological process: negative regulation of complement activation, classical pathway; negative regulation of complement activation, alternative pathway. The coding region runs from base 162 to 1604 and encodes 480 amino acids. Lineage: Eukaryota; Metazoa; Chordata; Amphibia; Anura; Ranidae. The record is from RefSeq and is a predicted model, not a curated record. The transcript has 9 exons.
GGGGCGCGCCUGGCAGGUGAAGCGUAGAAUGUAGCAGUCACAGACAAGGCAGAGGAAGGGGAGUGUGAGGGAGGAGGAGGUGAGAGCUCCUGGGGGAGCCCCUGGCUGUGUCUGCUGCAGGUCUGCGCCGCCGUGGCUUGGAUGCCGGCUCCUGGUGAAAGAUGUGUCAUGGAAUGAGAGGAGUCAGGAAAGCGCUCCCAUUUCUAGGUCAGCACCUCACGCUCCUGGCUCUGCUCCUCCUGGGGGUCCAGCUGGCGCUCGCUUUUGGCCCCGUGCAGCUCUCGGUGGGGUUUGAAGAUCUGGCCACCUGUCCUAUCCCAGAAGUCCCUGAAAAUGGAUACAGAACACAAAGUAUUAGCGUCUUCUUUGAAAAUGCCGUGGUCCGGUUCCACUGCCAGAACAGUUACAGACUCAAGGGCCCUUCAAAAAAGAUGUGCGUUCUGCUUAACAAUGGAUCUUUGGCGUGGCGGCCAAGCGACACUCCGGUGUGCCUAGAAGAAGUCACAGAUUGCCUUGCCCCGUACAUCGAAGACGCCGAUGUCUUGAACAAGACUUACCGGACCGGUGACAAGCUUAUAAUGAGCUGUCGGGAUGGUUUCCAGACGCGGUAUCCUGAUUUGGACAAUAUGGCUUCUGUAUGUCAAGAUGACGGGAGCUGGGAGAACCUGCCAUUGUGUCAAGGAUGUUUGAGGCCGUUGGUUCUUCCUCAUAGUUAUGUCAAUAUCUCAGACUUUGACUCUUCCUUUCCUGUGGGGCGAGUGGUGUCUUACCAGUGUUUUCCCGGGUACAAGCUGGAGGGGGCAGAGUAUCUGGAGUGCAUGUACAACCUGAUAUGGUCCGACGAACCUCCUAGGUGCCUUGAUGUGGAAGUUUGUCCUCUUCCUCCGAUGGUGGCACACGGGGAUUACAUUUGCCACCCUCAACCUUGUGAACGCUACAUCCAUGGGACUGUGAUCGAGUUUUACUGUGACCCGGGCUACAUUCUUUCCAAUGACUAUAAAUACUUUACUUGCCAGUCAGGAGAGUGGUUCCCAACUACUCCGCUCUACUGUAUCAAGUCUGAGAAAUCUUGGCCAAAUGCACAAGAGACAAUGCUGACAACAUGGAAGAUUGUGGCUUUCACAGCAAGCAGCGUCCUUCUUGUCCUUCUGCUGGUCAUCAUCGCCAGGAAUUUCCAGACAAAGUUUAAGACUCACUUCCUUCCCAGAAGUCCUCAGGACAGCUCCGCCGAGCCGGACUUUGUGGUGGUGGACGGAGUUUUGGUGAUGUUACCUUCCUACGAUGAAGCAGUCAGCAGCGGGGUCAACGUCACCCCACCAGGCUAUGUGUCCUCUGCAGGUCAGGGGAGCCCAACACAAACCGAAGAAUCUCACCCGCCCGCUUAUCCCGGUAACCCCAAUUCAGACAGUAUAUGUGAGGAGUCAGAGACCUUCGAUAGCUUGCUGGACUCCUCCGACCUUGGUCACACGUUACAUUCCUCCUCCAUGACGCACAUGAGAACUCCGGGUACUCAGAACAUGAACAGCGAGGCGGCAUCUACGAGUCCAAGCAUCGACAUUGCAGAUGAAAUUCCACUAAUGGAUGAGGAUGUCCCUGAAUCAUAAUAAAAUAUAGACAAUGUCCAAAUUAUUUUCUGUGUAUUUUAAUUAUUUCUAAAAUAAAGCUAUGAUAUUUUGGUGACUACUUCUUCCACUGGAACUGCAAUAAUUCAGGCCAAGAAGAGUGAGCGAUAAGAGGACGCCGUUGUUGAUUCCAAAGACUGAUGGGCAGAAGAUGGCGAUGGGAAGCAUGCCCAGUGACACGUGCAAUGACAAUUUUAUUUUUAUUUUACCAAUAGCUACGUUUACUUGUUCAUUUUACAUCGGCCGAGAUAAAGGCAAUAAAGAUAUAUCUAUGGCCAAAUACUGAUUCCAUUGAAGGCCAAUAAAAGCUCAUAAAUCAAUUUUUACCCUGUAGGUCCAUUUGAAGCAGAUGAAGACCCAAUACCUGUAACUACAUACUGUAUGUGCCUUCCUUCAGAAUCCCUUGCAACCAAACCAUGAAAUCUGCUCUGACGUAGCUCUUGUCACUUGGCAAAUAAACACUCCGAUUACACAAUG